UUUUCAGAUAUGUAACUCAAUGUAGCGAUAGUGGCGUAGAAGAGGAUUGUCCGGGAUGCGUCUCCAUGUAUUGCGUCUGUUGCGUCGAGGCGCAGAACGACGCUUUGCGAGAAAUUGAAAAAAUACUGAAACGUCUUGAAGAUGCAGAAGGCCUUUUUCCAUCAAGCAAAGCUUUCGCCGAACUAUAUCCUCUUUAUAGAUCUCCCGAAAUAGUAGGAAGGGUAAGGGCGAUGUGUCAGUGGUACAAUAUGACGAAAAUUCAAAGGCUAAAGUUGAAUAUUUUGGGAAAAUUGGUGGUAUUGUUAGACAGUAAACACUCGGAUUGGCCUUGUUGUACGAAUACGGAAGAAAACGGGUCGGGUAGCCCUUCUGAUAGCAACAACAGUACAAAUUCCUCUGGUAGUAUGACCAGUAGCGAUUGCUCCAACACGAACGAUCUUUACCAACCAAUAACACCCAUUUGCGAGCUCUUAGCGCCCAGAGGUCAAAAGAACAAAGUGUCACCUUAUAGGCGAUACAUCGAAAACAUUUUGAAGACGCGAGCACUCGACAAAAGUUUAAAUUUUCUGAGCAAACUUCACAACCACGUUCUGAAGAAGACUCAGUUGACGUUAGAGUAUCCUGAAGAUACGAGUAUUUUUUCAAAAACUAGCUGUAGUUCCGAAGAAGAGGAGCUCAGAAGGUAUGGCUGUUGGAGUCCCGAAUAUGAAGCUCUGGAUUUGCCGUCAUAUCGAACUCUCUUCAUAUUCCUGGCAACAGUACCUUUAGAAGUGCUCCAUGAGUACUUGUUAAUGAGAUUAGAGCAGAAACCCACCAAUCCUUCCGCUUUGAGUAUCAGGCAACUAAUGAGAGAGCUCAAACAGGGUUUACUCAAAGCUAUGCAAGAAAGAGAGCUUGCUUGCGGGUAUAUAGAGACUGCUACAUCGGAAACCGACAUAGCCACGGUCGAUUUUAAGGAAAAAGUGGAAAAAUUUGACGACUGCAUUUGUAAAAUUUUCACGGAUUUUCUGGAAUACUUGCAACAGUGGGUGUUCCUAAAUAAAACGUCUUUCCAGAAAAAUCUCCUCGAGGAAGAGUUCAAUUUUUGCAUGGUGGUUUGUACGAAAUUUCCGCACUUCAAGAUGAUGGUGGGUUCGAAAUUCGCUAACAUUUUAGGAACGAUAUUGAGAAUAACUGGCGAGAGGUUGAUUGAGAGAAUCGACGUCGAUUUAAAAACGUUGGCGGCAAACAACAAUGCUGAUGGAUUAAUCAAACAAAAUUUAUUUUCCUUUUGUCGUAAACUUCAGUCAGUAUUCAACGAGGAAAGGGAAAUAAGUUUAAAAACCAUGGGAUUCGUCAAAAUGCAUAUCAAACCUGACUUUGUUCCCAAGGAUUGCAUAACAUACAUUAAAGAUUCUAUAGUGGCUUUCAAAUGUAUAAUUCCUAAUAGCAUAGAAAAUGUACAAACCCUGUUUAAUUACUUAAAUCAUCCGACGUUAGAUGAAGCGGACAAAUUGGCUCUGAGUUCUAGAAUCAGGGAAAUAUUGAUGCAAAUCUAUAGAUUUGGAUUUGAAUUCUAUAAAGAUCUAUCAGAUUCAGCAUCGGAAGAUCAUCGAGCUCGUUUAGUACAAAGUAUGGUAAAUUUUGCCGAUCUCUGGAUGAAAUUCGUCACGGAACGUUGCGAAAGGGGACGCGGCAUGAGACCAAGAUGGGCAUUUCAGGGUAUUGAAUUUUUAUUAACAGUUUGCGAACCAACCAAUACGAAGCAUUUGUCUGAAGGGAAGUUUGAGGAACUUAAGAGGAAUAUGGAUAUUUGCAUAUCCCAUGUUAUAGGAACUACAGCACCAUCUACCCCUGACAGUGGAUUCCACUCAGCCUCUCCAAGAAGUAGUUUGGAACAAAUAAGAGCUAGAUCUAGAGGUUCAUCACCUAGCCCUAGGCCUACAUAUAAAAGUCAAAGAUCUGGACAAGGAAGAAAGAUAAGCAUUGAACAACAAUCACCAGGGACAGAUAUGUUAGAUUCUACGAUUUUAAAUACAAAUUUUCGCAAAGAAGAAAAGAACGGUCACACGUCAAUAAAAAUAGAGUUCCCUCAAAAAUCUCACACCGACAAGUUUAGAGAUGCCGUUGACACUCUGGAAAGCGAGUUGGACAAAAAGCUAAUGCAACAGAAUCUCAUUGGAAAAGUUUUAGAAGAUAAGACUAUAAAAAGUUCGAUAAUAAGGAGAAACGUUAAUUUUUCGUGGCAGCGCGGUAUCAAAAUCGGCCAAGGUCGUUUUGGUAAGGUGUACACGGCGGUAAAUAAUAAUACCGGUGACAUGAUGGCAGUUAAAGAAAUAGCGCUACAGCACAAUGAUAAUGGUACCAUAAAACGGGUAGCUGAAGAAAUGAAGAUAUUAGAAGGCAUCAUACAUAAAAAUUUAGUUAGGUCCUACGGAGUUGAAGUCCACAAAGAUGAAAUGUUAAUUUUUAUGGAAUACUGUUCGGAAGGCACUUUGGAAAACUUAGUAGCAGCUAGCGAGAAGGGUUUACCUGAACUUUUAAUACGUAAAUACACUUUUCAAUUGGUCUCGGGCGUGAAUUGUAUGCACGAACACGGCAUUGUCCACAGGGACAUUAAGACAGCUAAUAUAUUUUUAACCAAUGGUGGUAACUGUUUGAAAAUAGGAGAUUUUGGAUGUGCAGCUAAAAUUAAAUCCAGUACGACGAUGCCUGGCGAAUUGAAAGGUUUCGUUGGUACUCAAGCAUAUAUGGCUCCAGAAGUUUUUACCAAAAAUAUGUCGGAAGGACAUGGCAGAGCAGCUGAUAUUUGGUCAGUUGGGUGUGUGGUAAUCGAAAUGUCAUCUGGACAGCGGCCUUGGGCUCAAUAUGACUCCAACUUCCAAAUAAUGUUCAAAGUAGGAAUGGGACAAAGCCCGGAUCCCCCUGACGAUAUGAUAGACGAAGGUCUAGAUUUUCUCGAUAUGUGUUUCAAACAUGACCCCAAGGAGCGAGCGACUGCUCGUGAAUUACUGGCUCACGAUUUCGUGUUAGUCAAACUAGCGGACGACUUUAAAGAUAUAUUAUAAAAAGUAUUAUGAUUCGAAAACAUUGUUCUUUGUGAUUCAAAUUGAAUUAUUUUAAUUAUGAUGACAGUUCUUGUAAAAUAUUUAGAACUAGAGCUGCAACUUUUAAAAUUGUUAUCUCUUGUAAGUUACUUGUUUGUCAGUUGUGAAUUGUUAUUGAUCAAAAAUUUCAUUAUAUAUCUGCAAGAGAUUAAUUUUUUAAUUAUUUUAGAGGUGAAAUGGUUAAUAAAUACCUCGCUCUCUUAUAAAGAAAUUUUAUGCACUUAUAAAAUGUGUACUUUUUAAUGUUCAAUAUACUUUUUUCAAUAUUAUAUUUUCAACGAUUUUUUAUUAUAAAUACGAAAACAUAAAAUGUAAAAAACCACACUAGACUGAUAUAUUUUACAAGUGUGAUUUUAUUUUGGAUUAUAAUCGGAUGAUAUUUGACAAUUAUUGUUAAAAUUCACUUUUACGGCAAAUUUUAAUCUGUCAUUUUAACGUUUUAAACUAUAUGUUGUGUAUUUGUUAUGAUUUUUUAUUUGUAUAAGGCUGAAAUAAUGGACGAUUGUGAUUGUUAAAAAAUAUAAUGUGAUAAAGUGUGAAUCAGCUAUUUUGGUAGAUCAAUUUUAUGAUCCUUUAAACAGAAAUUGUAUUUUUGUCGCAAUUUGAAUGCAACACCCAGUAUAAUACCUGUACUGUGUAGCUGAAAUUGUAAGCUAAGAUAGAAAUAUAUAUUUAAGUAGCA
Psylliodes chrysocephalus is the source of this 3768-nucleotide messenger RNA. Lineage: Eukaryota; Metazoa; Arthropoda; Insecta; Coleoptera; Chrysomelidae. The record is from the annotation of a GenBank genome assembly.